This is a messenger RNA of Oryzias melastigma (Indian medaka), 1463 nucleotides long. RefSeq names its product small nuclear ribonucleoprotein 27 (U4/U6.U5) (gene snrnp27). The transcript has 6 exons. Gene Ontology annotation, cellular component: precatalytic spliceosome. Bases 181 to 666 code for a protein of 161 amino acids. Gene Ontology annotation, biological process: RNA splicing. NCBI's taxonomy places the organism in Eukaryota, Metazoa, Chordata, Actinopteri, Beloniformes, Adrianichthyidae. The record is from RefSeq and is a predicted model, not a curated record.
AGAGUUCACAAAAAUCUACGUUCAGAGACCCGAAGAAGAGUCGGCUUCCAGAGUAGCAUUAAUGCUCUUGGUAGCGUGAUACACGCUAUCGACACAGAACCUUACUGUUUACUUUUCAGGGUUUAUUUAGAAUAUAUUUGGUUAUUUAUUCUUUGGUUACAACGUCGGACUUGUCCGGAAAUGGGAAGAAGCAGAAGUAGAACUCCUCCAAGACGAGACAGGAGACGAUCCCGAUCCACAUCACGUGAACGUGAGCGAAGACGGAGGGACAGAGACCGCUCCCACUCUCGUGAUAGAGACCGCGACCGAGAUCGCCGCAGGACUCGCUCUCGCUCUCCCCAUAGAAGGCGUUCAAGAACUCCUCCCAGACGUCAUCGCUCCUCCUCUCUCUCUCCUUCACGACAAAAACAGGAUGAUGAUCGCAAAGAUUCAAAAGCAAAGUCUGCAAAGCCCAUUCAGAUCUCAGCGGAGGACAUGCAAGGGAAAACGGAAGAAGAAAUUGAGAUGAUGAAGCUGAUGGGAUUUUCUUCAUUCGAUUCUACAAAGGGGAAGAAAACGGAUGGAUCUGUCAAUGCACAUGCUACUAACAUUACUUUGAAGAGAAAAUACAGACAGUACAUGAACAGGAAAGGAGGAUUCAACAGACCUCUAGAUUUCAUCGCCUGAAUCGUCCCAAAUUUCCUGCUUAUUUUUCCGACUGAUGUUGUGUUUUUCUUUUUUGAACCGGCUUGCUCGUGUUAGACCCUCGUCUCUGUGGUUUUUCCAAGUGAAGACAACAUGUAAAUAGGUGCUCCUGCAGUCAUUCAGUUUGUGCUGAUGAAGUAUCAACCCUCAGUUAUUGCUGUUUGUGAAUUUUUGUUAUUAAUAAAGACCUUUUUAAAAAAAUAACAUUGUGUGUUAAAUUUAAAUUAUAUAAGUAGCUAUGUGUCAAAUUUAAAGGAGCUCUGAUUUCUAAAUUGUGCACAUUGAUCUAAAACUUCCUAAAAAAAAAUCCGGACAGAAAUCCCUGUGAGAUUGCAGAUUGGUCUGUGGAGCUUUAAAACUGCUUUGGGCCAAGUAUCAGUUCUGUUUGUUGUUUGUGUUGAUUUCCUCUCCCUGUGAGAACCAUACCAGCAUGGCGAGUGUUUGUCCACCUCCUGGCAGUUUUAAAGAGCCAUGGACAGCCUGCUAAGUCGCACCUUCAUCCCUACUGUCAACAUCUAUCCAUUCAUUUGAAUCCCUUUCAGGGUCACAAGGUCAACUGCUGGUCGCCACAUUAGUUUCUCUCAGGCCGUUAUUGUGGUGGUUUGCUCAUUUUCUACGGGUUUAAUUGUUCUGUGAAGCAAGGCUGAUGGCCACAACGGGCGUACGUUUUCUAACUUAAUUAUUUCCCUUUUUUUUUAGAAGUUUCUAUUUAUAGUGUACUGCUGGAUGGCUUUGAUUGUAAGUUCAGGUUAAUAAAUGUUAAUCAUUAUUGAUUUUAA